Messenger RNA from Somion occarium, 3970 nucleotides. Lineage: Eukaryota; Fungi; Basidiomycota; Agaricomycetes; Polyporales; Cerrenaceae. The record is from the annotation of a GenBank genome assembly.
AGAGGAGAAUAUUGAAUGAAGUCGAGAGCAGCGUCUGAGUUGAUUUCUGCCUCGCGUGUUGUGCACCGACCAAGCACAGGCGCUGCCCUCUCAACUACCACGUUCCUUGCUCUCGCCUAUCCUCCUUCCCUCUUCCCAUUUCACCCUCCAGUCUGGCGGCGACACUGGAGCAAUCAUAUACCCCGCUAGCUCCUUGAUUCCCCACCCAUGAAGGCUUUCCUCAAUCGCAUCAACCGUGGGCUCUCGAAGGAGAAGGAUAGAGAGAAGGAGGUUGUUCAGAAGGAAAAGAUCCCGCAACUGCCUCGUCUACAGGAAUGGCCCCCGCAGAGAGCUACUUCGACCCCAUCCUCCAUCGUAUCCUCCUCCAAGCCACUCCCGGAUCUCUCAGUACGCCCGUUACCGCCUAUAGAAGAACCUUCAUCGUCCGAAUCACCUGCAUCGUCUUCAACACCAACACCCGUACCUGCAGAAGAACCACAGACUAUAGAACCGGCUCCUCAGAUUGCACCUUCGCGCUCUGGACAGUCUCGUUCUGAUCACGACUCCUCCGGCCGUAGCUCGCGUAAGACGGCACACGGUAGCAAUGGUUCUGCAGAUAUACAUAAGAAAGUUGCUUUCUUGUCUCCACCACCCACACCAGGUCCGCAAUCUGACCGCGAGCUGCCUUCGAGUGAAACACCUACACCUGCCAAUGGCGGUCCAGUCAAGUCAACUGUUUCUCGGUUUCAAGCAACCCAUGUCAAAGAAUCCCGCGGGUCCACUUCCACCGCCGCUUCAUCGAGAACCGACGUUGCUUCUACUCUCAAGUCGACAAAACCUGCAUCUGCGCGCGGUGCACCAUCGCCGUUUCCAAAGACUUCGUUUCCAAAGGCUACUUAUAACGACAACGCGUCUAUACAUCAAUCACUGCGAUCGGCAACUCCGUACUCUCAGAUGACAAAUGCUAGCAGUCGCAUCCUCGCUGCACAAUCAUGGAGUGAAGGGGCAGAAGAGGAUCUCGUUUCUAAUAUCGGCCAGCGUGAGCGUACACGGCAGGAAGUACUUUGGGAAAUCGUCGCCAGCGAGGAAAGAUACGUCGCUGAGCUUUUGAAACUUAAAGAGACGUUCAUUGAACCUCUCCUUCAUCCGUAUUCUACGUCGCCCGUUUCCACGCCGAUUGCAAUGGAAUACGAUGAAUUCAGUACCCGAAUGGAAACACCCCGAGAGUCAUUAGAACGCCUUCCUAUCGCUUCCCGUUUCCUUUCACCGACAGGUUCUCGCUCUGACGGCCCAUCGGGUGAAGUUCCUCGGAAGGAGGAUGCACACAAGGAUACGCCAAAUAUUGAUGGUGAAUCCAUGAACUCUGAGGAAGAGGAGGAGGCGGAAGACCGUCUCGGUAAUGGCUACUCUGCAGCUAGGCUAAAGGCAGCUAGUGCUCUAAGCCAAACGGCGAAGCACAAUCAUCCUCGAUCACCGUAUGGCUCGAGCGCAGUACGAACAGGCAAAAAUCCUGUCCCAUUCCCGUCAAGGUCACAUCAGUCAUUGCCUCCACCGCCUCGAAUGAAUCCACUCACGGGAUCUACACAAUCUCUUGGUCGCCAAUCAUUUGUCGAACAAAACAGCCAUCAUGUUCCGUCCAAGGCAGCAUCUACUGCAGUGUCCAGCUCGAGAGUCCUGCGGAAGUUCAAGAAGAGCAACCCUUCAAUGCCCAAUGAUCCUGUCACCAUACCCGGUGCUAUAGCGCCUAAUCAGAUACCAGAAGAUCUCCGAAAAUGCCUAGAAGUGAUUGAGGGAGGUAUUCUGGAAGGUCACAUACGCCUCAGUGAAGGUCUGCGGAAACGAUAUGAGGAGCAAUAUCCUUUAGUCCGUUCGCUUGCGGAUGUCUUCGUAUCAAAUUCGCAUAUUCUGCACGGCUAUGCCACUUAUGUGCUCCACUUAGAGCGUGCUCUUGAGCAGGUCGACAACGCGUUGUCAACUACAAGUGCUACGAAAAAGCCCAAGAAGCAAGAUGCUGACCAGUGGCUGAAAGUCUGCCAAUACCUCCAAAGGCUCGAAAUGUAUUCCUGCGAGAAGGGCGAGACUGGUCUUGCCAUUUCACUCUCCAAACCUUUCCAGCGGCUCCUCAAGUAUCCUCUUUUGUUCCAGAACUUGCUUUUCCACACGGAUCCCAGUACCUUUGAGUAUGAGAGUACUUUGCAGAUGGUGGCUGAGGUGGAGACAAUCGUGCGAAGUAUCGAGGACGAGAAGAUUCAGAAGGAAGAGCGAGACAAGACACGGGAUGUCUUUGCCCGUAUUGAAGGCUUGGACAAGGUUAAGCAGCUGAUGGUGCCAAAACCUUCGAGAGUGCUCGUCGAGGAGCGGCCAGUCGUUGGUGUCAACCCUCUCACCGACCCAAAUGCCAAACUGUCUCCACCUCCAGUCUCGCAGAAUCCGAAAGGCGUCAAGGGAAAGACUUCGUUCAAGCGAUUGAGCGACGUCUUGCAAGCUGGUUCGAGUGGCAUUGGCGGCAAGAAGGACCAAUGGCUUGUCGUUUUCAAUGAUGUGGUUCUGAGAUGUCAACGGACGGGGACGACGUCACUGCCACUGGUGGCAGCAACCAAUUCAAGGUCCACUUCGUUGCCUGAACUUCAAGGCAAGGCGAAGUAUGCGACGACUGGUCGACGCAACUCACAUACCAAACCUCGGAACCUGUACAAGUUCCUUAAGAUUGAGACCUGGACCAUUGAGGACAUAGUCCAACCGAGGGCAGGUGUUGUCUCCAUGGAAGACAGCGUUGUUCGUUCCCGUCAGCAGGUGCAUUCGGGCGUUCAACCACGGAUAGUCCCCAUGCCGGAUGACGAUGAGGACGACAACGAUUCAGAUGACUCUGAUCGGAAAUCAAAGAUGAGUUUCUCAUAUUGGGGAGCAGACAAGGUCACACUGCAAAAGCCUAUCGUCAAACCCAGACAACUCUCCGCUAAUGGUGCUCGACGAGGACCCUCUGGUCAGACAACCGCCUACGGCCGUGAAUCUUCAGCGAACGCGAAAUUUGGUACUCGCCUUGUCUCAGCCGAGGCACCCAAUGGUAAUCGACCGGCGAGCCGUCGUACACAGACAACGCCGACAAACAGGAAGCCGACACAUUCUGAAGACAGUCAUUCAGUUAAAGUGACUGUAACGAGGGAGAGGCCGGCAUGGGAUGGCAGCACACGGGCAAACGCUACUCCCGUACCGAAGCGGACACGGAAUAUUUCUCAAAACAGUGCUGCGACUCGCACUGCCGCAACAAAGUUGUCCUCCCCAGCUCCUUCAGAAGACUCUGGCGUUGGCUUGUAUCGAAAUCUAGUGGCGCAGGAUCCGUCACUAGUAAAGCUGAGCCAGUCGGUCACCUAAUAUUGCAUUGUGCUCCCUAUUCAGCUUCCUUAUUAUAUUUCUCGGAGAUUUCACGCCCUUUCACGGAUUUAUAUUAACGACACACUCUCAUUCUGUUGAUUUUAUGGCUGGCAUGUGGCGUUCUUACCACCAUUUGCUGUUUGCUUUGCUGUGAUCAUAUCAUCUGCUUUUCUCAUCCAUAAUAGUGUCGUUGAGUCACCCAUUAUUGAUGAUACCAUAUCACUCCUUAUUCCCGCAUUUUUCCCUAAUAAUGUGUUUCAUUACCCGCUCUACAGAUACUGUGCUCAUCUCGUUACCCAAUCCAUUCUCUCAACCGUAAACACACAUAUUAUUUCUCUCUUCCUCGUACAAUUCAUGUUAUGUUUUCUGGGCAAUCAUGCAUGAACAUUCGUCCCCCGCACACUCGUUGUCUAGUUGCCAUGUCUAUUUCUCUUUUUCGUAGAUUCUAAAGUUGUAUUACAGGCUAUGAGCUAUCCUCUUCCACAAUCUGCAUUUGCUUUCCUUCCCGUCUUCACGGGGUCGUCCCAUAUGCAGCAUUGUGUAUGCUGACGCUACGACCGCUGGGAUCUGAUGCACAACCCCAGUCUCCUCGUGGAAUCCAUCUAACGGCCGUUUCCGC